Messenger RNA from Truncatella angustata, 1891 nucleotides. RefSeq lists its product as uncharacterized. Gene Ontology annotation, cellular component: nucleus. The transcript has a single exon. Gene Ontology annotation, biological process: positive regulation of transcription by RNA polymerase II. Lineage: Eukaryota; Fungi; Ascomycota; Sordariomycetes; Amphisphaeriales; Sporocadaceae. The coding region runs from base 459 to 1808 and encodes 449 amino acids. Gene Ontology annotation, molecular function: DNA-binding transcription factor activity, RNA polymerase II-specific; zinc ion binding. The record is from RefSeq and is a predicted model, not a curated record.
AUUCAGGAUUCCAACAGUGGAUAGUCUUGUGUUACACACCGGUCUUUGAAGUAAGCAGAUAUCCCAAACACGAAGUCCGAAUUGGCGAGUCUAGUAUAUAAUGGGACUGGCGGCACGACCCUCCGGCUGUCGAUUGGUAACCUUCGCUGACUAAAUGCAAUCGAUCCGUCGAUGGUUACAUGGUAUGCGAAAUAUACAGAACAAACUCCAUGGACAAGGGCAGUAACAAUUAGAAUCUGACGGACUUGAGUCAUACUUUGUUAUCCAAACAGGGCUGCGAAGCUGACAAUCAUGGAAUCAAUCGAGUCAUGCUACAUUGCUUACAGUAUAAUUACAACUCGGUUCCCCGAGCGAUCCAUGAUAUCAGAUAUCAUGAGAUGUCAUAUACAAUCGCGUAGCCAUUGCUAUUGAACAAGUAAUCACACCGAAAAGUAUCGAGGGGCCCCUUAAACCUGAAGAUGUCUAGCAGCAGCAGCAAUGCCGUCUCUGCGCGCCGGCGGGUCUGCACCUCCUGCCAGGCCACGAAGCGGCGCUGCGACCAGCGGCUGCCGCGGUGCAGCCGAUGCACCCAGCGGAACCAGGACUGCGUGUAUCCAUCGCUGGCCAACCGCCCACGCGAUUCCAGCGCGCCGCCGAUGCCGUCACCCGAUCGCGCCCCGGCGGCGACGACGACGGUAGAGCUCCACGUGCCGCUCUCACACUUCAGCAGCGUCCUGCCGGGCUCCCCGCCCACCAUCGAGCCCGUGCCCGUGAUCACCGGGGCCGCGGAGCUCUGGCCCCUGUUCUUCAACGCCUCGGGCCCCGCCAAGACGGCCAUCUCGCGGGCCGCUAUGGAGUGGAACAUCUACCGGACCACCAGCCUCCCCCUGCAGUGGGUGUCGCAGGGCCACUGCCCCUUCAUCAACCUCUCACUGUACGAUUCCUCCGGCUCCUCCCCUUCCGCGGAUUCACCGCUACCCACGCUGCGCGACGCCUUCGCGGUCUGCGCCGCCUACGCCAUGAAGAACGACCUGAACGCGCCGCUGGUUCUGGGCAUCGUGGAGUCCAAGGCACGUGGCCUGGUCUACGACCCGCUGCAGCCGUCCUGGACCCCGCUGCAGCAGCUCGCGGCCCUGCAGGCCCUGGCCAUGUACCAGCUGAUCCGGUGGUUCGACGGGGACAUACGGCAGCGGGCGCUCGCGGACGAGGACGAGGCGGUGCUGGACUCCUGGACCGAGGCGCUGCAGGCGAGGGUCGGGCAGCGGCUGUUCGAGCGGGGCCAGGAGGGGAGUUUGCUGGUUGUUCCGCCACCGCAGGAGUUAGGAGGUGCGGGUAGUGGUGGUGUGAUGAUGGGACAACCACAGAGCAAUAUCAAUGGCCCGGCCCUGGAUGACGAAUAUGGUAUGGCUGGAGGAGUCUACGCGAGCUCCGAGACCGUGGCGGAAUGGCGACAGUUUCUUUUUGCUGAGUCGUGCCGGCGAACGGUAGUCUUCAUCUACACACUCCGUAGCAUGUAUGCCAUGGCGAGUAAGGGGUACUGCCACAUCGGCCACCAUAUAGUUCAAAUGUCGUAUAUGGCCGGCUCGGCAAUCUGGAACGCCAACACUGCUGGUCGAUGGAACAAUGCUCGAGCGUCCAGGUCAAAUAUUUGGGUCGAGCGCAUGGAUUUUGCGCCGAUGCUCACGUCAGCUAGCCCGGAUGAGGUGGACUCACUCAGUCUACUUCUGGCAGUGUCUUACAAAGGCACAGAUGUGAUCGAGGAUUGGAUGUCAAGAAGAGGCAAUCCUCAACCGGCAAUGGACAUGGGUUUUGGUGUUACAAUGGCUUGACGAAGACGUAACUGAACAAAGACAAACUUAGAACAAGAUAGAACACAACCUGACAACGAGUAAAACAUGAGAUAACUUCCCUC